Molecule: messenger RNA, 814 nt
Organism: Gasterosteus aculeatus aculeatus (three-spined stickleback)
Lineage: Eukaryota; Metazoa; Chordata; Actinopteri; Perciformes; Gasterosteidae
Product: dual specificity phosphatase 29
Biological process (GO): negative regulation of MAPK cascade; protein dephosphorylation
Cellular component (GO): cytoplasm
Molecular function (GO): MAP kinase phosphatase activity; protein tyrosine/serine/threonine phosphatase activity
Source: RefSeq, a predicted model, not a curated record
AGGGGGGGGGGGGGGGGACAGGACGGCAGCAACAAACCUCCCACAUUUUCCAAUCUGGAGCACCAGGCCUUGAUAUCAUCUCACUGUUAGAGAUGCAGAUAUGAGCCCGGAGGAGGAGCCCGAGUAUCGGACACCGCCCACCUGCGAGCUGCUCGGCCUUCUGCUGAAGAACAGACGCCCCACUGGAGCCGUCAACGAGUGCCCCGAUCUCUACAUCGAAAUCGCGGCGACGGCUCAGGAUAAAUCCCUGCUCGCGGGUCUGGGCGUAACGCACGUGGUGAAUGCCGCAGACGGCCCCCGGCGCAUCAGCACCGGGCCCCGUUUCUACGAGGGCACCGGCAUACGGUAUCACGGAGUGGAAGCAGCGGACUGUAGAGAUUUUGACCUGAGCCCGUUCUUCACUGAGACGGCCGACUUCAUUCACGCCGCCCUCGAGCAGAAAGGCAAGGUGCUGGUCCACUGUGCACGAGGAAUCAGCCGCUCGGCGACUCUGGCACUGGCCUUCCUCAUGAUCAGAGAGAGACUCACCCUCGUGGAAGCUGUGGAGGCUGUUCGCAGGCACAGGAACGUUCUCCCAAAUGUUGGAUUUCUGAAUCAACUCUGUCGCUUGGACUCUUCUUUGGCCCUGCAGAGGAAAACACCAAAACGUCAAGAAUUGGAGGAACGUAGAAAAGGGGGAAUCUCUCCAUAAGGAUUUAUUUCAUUACCUUUGACGUGUUAUUUACAGUACAGCUAAACAUGGCUGCUAGAUUUCUUUAAAUGUUUCCACCUUCAAGCCAUUCGUGUUUUCCAAUAAUAAAAAUCAGUAAGCACA